Molecule: messenger RNA, 1700 nt
Organism: Moneuplotes crassus
Lineage: Eukaryota; Ciliophora; Spirotrichea; Euplotida; Euplotidae
Source: the annotation of a GenBank genome assembly
UUAGUAUUAUGGAAGGAGAUAGUCAAGAUCAAGAAGGUUACAUUCCCAUGUUAACUUCACCAAUCAGGAUGAACGCUUCUAGCCCUCAAAAGUUGGAAGAUGAGCCUAGACCUUUCGAAAAUGAUGAAACAAUUAAACUAUUUCUAGAUAAAAAGACUAAAGGGAAGACUAAAAAUGACCAGGAUUGGAUUCUAGAUAAUCCUAUUACUACCCAUAAGACUACUACAGAGCAAUUUAUUGAUAAGUCCCCAAGUUUUAACGUGAAAGAGCAGGAGUCUUCUAACAUCUCUUCAAAAGAUGAAGCUCUCAAGCAGAAGACGCCAGCCAAAAGAAAACGUAAAGCUCCAGGCACGAAGAAAAGAGGAAGGCCAAGGAAGGUAGACCCCAAUGAGGAGGAGUCCCAGGAAGAAGCCAAGGACAAGUCUGGCCUGAAGAGAACGAAUAAGGAACAAGAUAAAGCAGCCAAGCCGAUAGAUCCAAAGAGGAGGGAAAGGAACAGAACACUUGCGAGAGAGAGCAGGCAGAGGAAGAAGGAGUACAUUAAGAGCCUAGAGAAUGAAAUUGAGCAACUUAGGUCUACAGUGGGACAGUUGAGGAGUGAACUAUAUACAUUCAAGGAGAAAGAGAAGAACCAAUACAAGGUUCCAAAGAUGAAAGAUGCUCGUAACUGAAUUCGUGAAGAGAUCAUGAACCAUAUGGAGUCAAUGCUUAAAGAGUUUCAAAAUAAUAGCGAAACAAUCCAAAACCAAGAGAAUGAAUUAAAGGAAUGUAUUGGAUAUCUCGAAGCCCACCAUGGUCCCUUCUCUCACAGCAAGAAGAAGGUCAUAAGAGAUAGCUUCAAGACACUUAUAGAUCGUCUCCUCCCAGACUUCGUCAAGAGUGUCAUCCUCAGAUCUGAAGACACUGUAAAAUUUGACAGUGAAGAAUUCAUGAAGAUGAUGAGGUGCUCCAAGUACCAGUUCAAUGAAUUCAUCAAGCGGAACCAGGUCAGCGACUGGGAGAAAAUGUUUGUCCUCAUGGACCUUAAUAAGGAACAGAUGGACAAAAUGAGGGAACUAAAGAUUUUCGCACAAAAAUAGCAGAAAGGAAUUUACUAAUAUUAUUCACACUCUUUUGAGACUGAAGAAUCGAAUUUUUCAGGAACUCCAUAAGACUAAUGAUAUGUUCGCUAUUAUUAGGGAUAGCCUCACUGAAGUCCAAAUCGCCAAGUUCCUCCUCUGGGUCAAAUCUGACACUGGAUGAAAUGUAGAUAGAUAUACUCUUUGGGGUAUCAAAAAGCAUUCAGGAAGACACGCAAUGGACCCAAGCCUCACUGAUUCUGACAGUUGUGAGGAGGUUAAGGAACCCCAAGACCUUGGAGAAUGAAUUGGAAAGGAAGGAAAUCCAACAAAUCCUGCUGCAGUUUUAAACUCUGCUACUAACCCAAGUAUCAUGAACACUAUUAAGAAGUAUUGGUCUAAAUAUAUGACAAACGGAAUUCUUGACAUCUUUAAUAACAGGAAGGACUCCUUAGGAAUGCACGAUAACUUUUCAUGAAACAGCAGAAUGUAUGAAGAGUAUAAUGAUUUCAAUGGAGAAGUAGACUUGAUAAAGGACAUGAAUAACUCAGUACCAUCUGAGCCCAGCAUGAACCUAGAGAACUUAGAGAUGACUCUUGAUGGGAUUGAACGCCUCUGUUAAUAUAAUUUCAAGUUUGGCUA